Aspergillus terreus NIH2624 is the source of this 330-nucleotide messenger RNA. RefSeq lists its product as uncharacterized. The record is from RefSeq and is a predicted model, not a curated record. The coding region runs from base 1 to 330 and encodes 109 amino acids. Lineage: Eukaryota; Fungi; Ascomycota; Eurotiomycetes; Eurotiales; Aspergillaceae. The transcript is spliced from 2 exons.
AUGGGACAGAGACACAACCGACGACGAACCCGUCCACGCUCUCGCAAUCGCAGCGUCAACACUGCUCCCUUCGACUCCUCCCUCAACCCAGCUGUUUCUGAAAUCUGUGAUUCACCCGACUCCAUCCCGAAUCCCAUCGCCCCGACUUGGCAUUUUGGGCAGACGGUAUGGCAAGCACGUGAACACACAUUGCAGCUAGAGGCAGAACAGUGUCGUCUCUUUGGGGGCGAGCCCGGCGAUGAUAUUGGCCUUUGUUACCGCAUGUUGGAGUACUUCGGUGGUCUUGAUUAUAUCGAUUCCCCACAUUCUUUGAAAUCGAUGCCUGGAUGA